ACGCCCCCGCCCGGGCCGGCCUCGCCUCCUCGGCGGUGGCUUCCGCCCCUCGUAGCUGCGCUCCCGGAGGAAACGGAAGAAGGUGUAAGCCAUGGAGGGGAACCGGGAUGAGGCGGAGAAAUGUGUCGAAAUAGCCCGGGAGGCCCUGAACGCCGGUAAUCGCGAGAAGGCCCAGCGUUUCCUGCAGAAGGCCGAGAAGCUCUAUCCACUGCCGUCGGCCCGCGCACUAUUGGAAAUAAUUAUGAAAAAUGGAAGCACAGCUGGAAAUAGCCCUCAUUGCAGAAAACCAUCAGGUAGUGGUGAUCAAAGCAAGCCUAAUUGCACAAAAGACGGCACAUCUGGUGGUGGUGAAAGUGGAAAAGGCUACACCAAAGACCAAGUAGAUGGAGUUCUCAGCAUAAACAAAUGUAAAAAUUACUAUGAAGUACUUGGAGUUACCAAAGAUGCUGGUGAUGAAGAUUUGAAAAAAGCUUAUAGAAAGCUUGCUUUGAAGUUUCAUCCAGACAAAAACCAUGCACCUGGAGCAACAGAUGCUUUUAAAAAGAUUGGAAACGCUUAUGCUGUUUUAAGCAAUCCAGAAAAACGAAAACAGUAUGACCUCACAGGCAAUGAAGAACAAGCAUGUAAUCACCAAAACAAUGGUAGAUUUAAUUUCCAUAGAGGUUGUGAAGCUGAUAUAACUCCAGAAGACUUGUUUAAUAUAUUCUUUGGUGGUGGAUUUCCUUCAGGUAGUGUGCAUUCAUUUUCAAAUGGACGAGCUGGUUAUAGCCAUCAACAUCAACAUCGACACAGUGGACACGAAAGAGAAGAAGAAAGAGGAGAUGGAGGUUUUUCUGUGUUCAUCCAGCUGAUGCCCAUCAUUGUAUUGAUCCUCGUGUCAUUGCUAAGCCAGCUGAUGGUCUCUAAUCCUCCUUAUUCCUUAUAUCCUAGAUCUGGAUCAGGGCAGACUAUUAAAAUGCAGACAGAAAACUUGGGUGUCGUUUAUUAUGUCAACAAGGACUUUAAAAAUGAAUAUAAAGGAAUAUUAUUACAAAAGGUAGAAAAGAGUGUGGAAGAAGAUUAUGUGACUAACAUUCGAAAUAACUGCUGGAAAGAAAGACAACAGAAAACAGAUAUGCAAUAUGCAGCAAAAGUAUAUCGUGAUGAUCGACUCCGAAGGAAGGCGGAUGCCUUGAGCAUGGACAACUGUAAAGAACUGGAGCGGCUGACCAGUAUUUAUAAAGGAGGAUGAACUGGAAUUUUAUUUAUAUCUUUUAGCAUACUCUUUAUUUUUCCUGUGAGUUUAGUUUUAUCAUGACAGCUAAAGAAAAAAAUAUUGAUGUUAAAAACUAAACUGCAUUGUUGGUCCCUGAAAUCUUGGACUGUUUAUGACCUACUGACUCCUUUAAAUAAUAAGAAACUGAAAACUAAAAAUAAUAUUAUAGUUAUGCUUCUGCAAUUAUUUUCACUUUAAAAGCUUAUAUGAUUACUAAAAAUGUCUCGAGAAAGAAUUAUCACAUCUGUAGCAGUUUCCAGUUUUAGUGAUUUUCCAUUUUUUCCCUUGUCAUGUAAAUACUCAUGGAAUGAUCUUUUUGUGUAUGUUCAGUUAUUGCCUUUUAAUUCUUUUAGUGUUUAGCUCCAUGAGACACUUCAGUUUAAGUCUAUGGAAUAAAUGUUCUAUGACAAAAUUAUAUUUUCCUUGUCAGAUGUCAAAUGUGUGGAGUUUAAAACAAUGAAACUUUCAAAAAGAAAAAUACAAAAGCUGUUUAACUUUGUUUAAAGUCUUGUAGCAUUAUCAGCUUAGAGGGAAUUGAUAUUUUUAAUAUUGCCAUUAUAUUCCAAAAUAUAUAUCAAGAUAAAUGAACUGGUGUAGAAUAUCAGUUUGCUAUUUAUUUAGUUUUAUGAAUUGCUAAGCCAUGUGUAGAAAUGAAAUACUAUACUGAUAAGUUUUAAAGAAAAUGUGAGGAAAUGGCUAUAUAGAUAUUAAAGUCUUCAACAGUAAAUUAUAGUAAAUUUGCAAUCCCGAUAAUUAAAGGGCCCCCAAAUGUUCAUACAUAUCUAUCUUUGAAGACUGAUAAGAUUUAUGGAAAAAAGGAUCUACCUGUUUUUUCCCCAUGGAAAUUUGCUGUUUCUUCUUAGUGAUCAUUUAAGCAGGAUGCAAAAGUAAAUGAGUUCUUAUUACUUAUUACAAAUAAGUGAUAAGAAAAAUUACCACUUUGCUAUGUGCCUUUUAACCUGAUUGCCAAUUCUUAAACAUAUAAAUAGAUUACAGUACACUUAUUUGAUCAGAGCACGAUCUGUUUGGCCAUAUGCAACAGUGAGCCAGAAAUAUAGCAGCAGAUAGAAUAGUAAUUUAUAGCAAGAUAUCCUGACAAAAUUCUGAGCUCAAAUCUAUUCACCAUUGAAUAAUUCAAUUAAUCCUAUAGGAAUAAGCUCUUUAUAGUUAAAUGCAUAAUAUAAAUUUGAAAAAUCAGCCAGAAAUUGAAGUUUUUGGUGCCUGUAUAUUGGGUAUGCAAUUAUUUAAUUUCUAAUUUCCUAUGUUUCACAAUUCUAAUAUUUUAAUGAUUUUGCUUUAUACUCAGUUAAUGGAACAUGAACACAUUUUUGGUAGUUUUUUUGUGUUUGAGAGAAUGCUAUUGAGAGUGUCAGUAUUUUGUUUAAAGAUAUUUUUCUAAAUGUAGUUAAUUUACAGCAUCUGUUGAAACUUUUAAAAUGACUAAUCUUUUUUAAAUGUUCUCUUAUAUCCCCUUUCCAGAUGAGUCAAUAGGAAUACUUGAGUGAAUCAGUAGGUUAAACUAAACAACAUAUUAUUCUAGGAAAAGCAGACAGCUAAGCUUAACCAACUUUCUUUUAGAAAUGCUACCUUUAAAAAAUAGCAGUGCUUAAAAGAAAAUACAAUUUUAAAUAUUUUCUUGAGCCUGUAGAAUAAAUUGUUUAAAAAAGGUAAUAGCAUUCUAAUUAACUUUGGAAGUUCAUAUGCAUCAGAAAACUUAAAAAAUUGAAAUGAAAAAUUUCAUCCAUUUAUUUUUCCAUUUUAAUGGGAAAUUUACACAAUUGUGAUUGAUGCUUCUGUGAAUUGAACUCUUGUUGACUGAUUCUUUUUCCCUUAAUCCUGGCUUUAAGGAGAUAGAUAAAGUUAUCAAAUUAAGUGAAGUUAUUUAUUAUGAAGUCAUACAUGGCUUUUGGACAGUGUUAUAUCAUUCCACUUCAUGAAAUAUUUGGGGAAAUGUGUUUGAUAAAAUAAAAUUUUCAAACACAUGUGGGAAACGACUGAGUGCCUGACAACUUAAGCUGCAUAUAGAGUAUGCAAAUAAGAUUAAGUUCUUAAUGUCACCUAUAUCAUGGUGUAAAGGCCCAACCAAAUGUGUUAGAAUUUUGGGUUAUUACCUACAAAGUAAGGAGACUUUAGCUAUAUUGAAAUGUAAGAUUUUCAUGUUUGCCCCUCUUAAAAAUACCAACAUUUUCUUAUUUUUAGCUACAUGAGCUUUACAAUUUUAUUCGAAAACUUGUACUGUUCAUUUUAAUGAUUGCCCUCACUCUAAGUAUUGCUUUGCUAGCUUCUCUUACUGGCAUUUUAGAAGUUUGGCAGCGAUUAUAUUUAUUAAUGCUUUACAUUUUUAUCCCUUUUUACAUAUAUACACAAACAUCAUUGUCUUUGUAAGGAUUUGGGGGGAAAAUAAAUAAUACCUUUUCUUCUGCUUUUUUGAUUCCUUGGUUUCCAAAUAGACUGGUGCUAGUAAGUUUCAGAAGUAAUUUUGAUCAAAUCGGGGAAUUUGUAAGUUUCAGAUUUUAUUUUUAUCAAAUCUGAGAAUUCUCAACAAUGGGGAAUUUCAAAUUAUAGUUCAUCUAAUAAGUGAAAACACUAUGUUUUGGAAACAUUGCAUUUCAUUGUUUAAAUUAGUAUUUCUUUUAUAAUUAUUACAUGCUUAUUUAUGAUUUACAGAGAUUUGAUACAGAAAAGAAAGUCCUUAAGGCAUAUAUAUAUGCCAGUGCAUUAAGCCAGUCUGCUUCUGUGUCAAAUCAGGCAUUCACAGAAACAGUAAUGUGAAAUUCCAGUCCUUUAUUUAAUUGCACUUUUAUGCUUAAAUUUUCUUCCUGUUAAAUCUUCUAUUACACUAGUAUGUAAAAUAGUUACCAAGAGAAAUGAUUGACAUGUUCAGUUCCCUUUGUGGAUUUGCAAUAUUUAAAAUGUAGCUAUUAUUUAACUAAUGUGGCAUAUUAGUAUUACUUAAUAGUGUAUUCCUUCAUAUUCAUAAAAAAAUAAAUCUCCACCUGAAGAUAUUCAGGCAGUGAAAUAUUUCUUGAUGUUGGCCUGAGGACCAAAUGAGCCAUCUUUCCAGUCGAGUAAGUAUUACAUCAAAGGACCAAAUGGUUCAAAUGGAGAAUUUGUGCAUUUAUUUAGCUUCCCCAUAUGAAGCUUGGGUUUAGUACUACCCAUAUUACUACUGUCUUUAUACUGAGCUAAGCAAACUAAAAGGGCAUUCAUAAUUUUUCUCAACUGAACAGAAAAAUUUCCAAAAAUGAAUAAUAAAUCAGAAUUUUAAUCUUUAUUGGCCACAUUGGACCACUGCCUAGUUAAAAUCCAUAAAAUUCUCUAUACACUGGUAAAGAAAAUAGUCAUCUGAUAAUAACUUCCAAUUUUUUUUUAUUCUAAUUUUUCAUUACACAGAAAAAGUGGGUAAAAUAAGGAUCUUCAAGGAAUUCUUGUACAUCCCUUUAAUAAUCUGGCGGGCAACACAGUCCUAGAAUUCAGGCUUCCUUUUUGCUUUCAUUACUAUUAAAUAGAUACUUUCAUUUAAGUAGAAACAUUUUAUUUUCCCUCAAAACGCAAUUCAAAAUAUACUCCUUAUAUUAAGGACUAUGUAGCCACUUUUUUUGUAAAUUCCCUGUGUGUAUCUUUUUUCCUGUUGGUACGUGAUUACUUAUUUAAUUUUAUUAUCUGCUGGUUUGGGGGGGCCAAUAGACUUGUGAAUAUUCUGUGGAUGUGUCCAUGUAUAGCUGUAUAUAUAUAACUCUAUAUAUUUUUUCCAGCUAUUACCUCAAAUGUGUGAUUGUUUAAUGUAUACGACACGUUUGCACAGAGCAGGGCUUCCAUUAUCAGUGGAUAUUCUUAUUGCUGACUUUGAAAAUCACACCACAGAAUUUCAUUGACGUGAAUUCUUUCUGUGAUAUUUUUCAUAUUUUAAAACAUUCCUAUUAUAAGGCCCAUACUUCAAAUAUAAUUGUACCUCUCUAUAUUUAGCAAUCUGGAAAUAUGUAUGGGUAAGAAGUGUUUAUUGAAAUGUCUUAGUUUAGUAUGUUACCAUUGAAAAUUGGGAUUACUGGUUGCCAGGCUGUCUAGAAACUGCAUAGCUGAUGAUAGACAACUGGCAUGAAUGUGACAAGGUUCAUUCACUUAAGCACCGGAAUCGGUACAGUCCACUCUGAUAUCCUGUUUUGCUAUUUAAGAACACCACUAAAAUAAUAUGGAUUUUUCAGUGACAUUGGGUAUUUUAAGCAUCAAUUUCAAAAUGAAUUCUUUUGGAGUUGGAUGACUAUGCCAAUAAGAAGAAAGGAACUCACACAUGAAUAUUUUGUAAUUUAUUUGUAUUAAGAAAUGCUUCUUACCUUUUUUUUUUUUUUGGAUUGCUACAUAAGAAUUUCUUUCCAUUUAGAGUUUAAAUCAUGUUUUUAAAAGCUACAGAUAAUUUUCAAGGUGUGAUGGAAUUUUAAUGGAAGCCUUGUAUAAAAAGUUAAAUGAAGUGAAACUGGUAAAGGACAUCUUAACUUUAUUUGUUUCUAGUGCAUUCAAGAUUAUAUAAUUAGAUUUAAAAAUGAAAUGUCUGAUUUGUAAAAUAUUUAAUGUUAUAUCAGACUUAUAUAAAAUAAAAUUUUCUGUGUGAGAACUCUGUUAAAGAAAAUGAUUUCGAUUUUUAAUGAAUGUUCUGCUGAAUGAUAUAUGAUGAAUUUUUGUCUUUCAGCCUCUGCAGUUUAUCUUAAAUAUGAAUAAAAAGGUCUGUUCUCACUGUAAA
This is a messenger RNA of Pteropus alecto (black flying fox), 5990 nucleotides long. RefSeq names its product DnaJ heat shock protein family (Hsp40) member B14 (gene DNAJB14). Gene Ontology annotation, biological process: cellular response to misfolded protein. The transcript has 8 exons. Gene Ontology annotation, cellular component: endoplasmic reticulum membrane. Gene Ontology annotation, molecular function: Hsp70 protein binding. Lineage: Eukaryota; Metazoa; Chordata; Mammalia; Chiroptera; Pteropodidae. Bases 92 to 1231 code for a protein of 379 amino acids. The record is from RefSeq and is a predicted model, not a curated record.